Molecule: messenger RNA, 549 nt
Organism: Penicillium waksmanii
Lineage: Eukaryota; Fungi; Ascomycota; Eurotiomycetes; Eurotiales; Aspergillaceae
Product: dihydroflavonal-4-reductase
Exons: 3
Coding region: 1-549 (182 amino acids)
Source: RefSeq, a predicted model, not a curated record
AUGCUUACCCCAGGAGCCGUCAUUAAAGAUGUAGAGAAUACUGGCACGAAUUUUGCAGUGAACCUCUCGAUGACGGUGCCUGAAGGUUUUCCGGGCCAUGCGGUAAUGUACUCCGUUUCAAAGAUUCUAGCCCACCAAGCUACCCGUGGCUUCGUCAAGAACCAAGCCCCUCACUUCAAGGUUAUCACUUUCCACCCAACGUUCGUUAAGGGAAAGAGUAUCAUUUGGGAGACUGCCGAGGAUAAAGCAGUGCUGAAUGCGUUCGGCAAUGUCUGGGUGCAUGUUCUCAAUGUUGCUGCCGCUCACGUCAGAAUAUUGGAGAAAGAUAUCGAGAGUGGGACUGAAAUUAUUCUCUCGCAUCUUGCCGUCUCAUGGAAGGAAUCGGUCAGUUUUGUGAAGGAAAAUUAUCCAGGGAUUGAAUGCAAGUUGCAGCCUCCUUUUGAGGAUUAUUGGACGGCGGAAACUACUACGGUUGAUAAGGGUCUUGGUAUCAAGUGGCGCUCACCAUACAAUAAUCAAGGAUCUUAUCGAUCAGCAGAUACGUCUUGA